UCUCGCACACCACAGUAUUGUGAGACCUGUGAUACCCACUUUCAAGAUGCCAACUAUCACACAUCCACUGCUCAUCUGCUUUCGCUGUCCCAGGCUCCAUGGGCCCCCAGCCUACCUCCUGGGGUGCCUUCAUCCAGCCCAGGCUUCAAGUUGUUGCUGAGAGGGGGCUGGGAGCCAGGAAUGAGGCUAGGACCUCGAGGUGAAGGUCGUGCAAACCCUAUCCCCACCAUCCUUAAGAGGGACCAGGAGGGACUUGGUUCUAGAUCAGCUCCCCAGCCCCGAAUCACACACUUCCAGGCUUUGGAUACCCGGGCUGUGGCUGGGAAGAAGCGAACCCCUCGGUUGACCACCCUGACCCAAAGAGAAGAGAGAAGGCAAGAAGAGAAGAGCGGGGCUUGGGAGCGAGAUCUCAGGACAUACAUGAACCUUGAGUUCUGA
Elephantulus edwardii (Cape elephant shrew) is the source of this 438-nucleotide messenger RNA. Its product is annotated as G patch domain and ankyrin repeat-containing protein 1-like. The annotation marks the transcript as partial. The transcript has a single exon. Lineage: Eukaryota; Metazoa; Chordata; Mammalia; Macroscelidea; Macroscelididae. The record is from RefSeq and is a predicted model, not a curated record. Gene Ontology annotation, molecular function: nucleic acid binding.